GAGUAUGGCGGACGCCUUCGGAGACGAUCUGUUCAGCGUGUUUGACGAGGAACAGACAAGUUCUAGUAAAAAAGCGGCCCCGAAGAUUGUGCAGACUGCGCCUCAGGCUGGAAAAUCAGGGGGCAAACAUGUGAAAGAGAAGGCAGACUCUCCAUCUUUGAAACGUGAGACAGAUGCCGACUGCUCAGAGGAGGUGGUGGGUAGUAAGAGAGCCAAGAUGGGGACCAUGUCUGCAGAGGAGAUAAAUCUUGCAGACCUGAUGCCCAGAGUCAGGGUGGAGCAGGUGGAGACUGUGGAGGGCUGCACUCACGAGGUGGCCAUACCUGCUGAUGAGGAGUACACACAACUGAAACCACGAGUUGGAAAAGCUGCCAAGGAAUAUCCCUUUAUUCUCGAUCCCUUCCAGAGAGAGGCCAUUUUAUGCCUCGACAACAACCAGUCGGUUCUGGUGUCUGCUCACACCUCAGCAGGGAAAACUGUGUGUGCUGAGUAUGCCAUCGCUCUUGCUCUGAGAGAGAAGCAGCGUGUGAUCUUCACCAGCCCCAUCAAGGCUCUGAGUAAUCAGAAGUAUCGGGAGAUGUAUGAGGAGUUCCAGGACGUGGGCCUGAUGACCGGAGACGUCACCAUCAACCCCACGGCCUCCUGCCUGGUCAUGACCACUGAGAUCUUGAGGAGUAUGCUGUACCGGGGGUCAGAGGUCAUGCGGGAGGUCGCCUGGGUUGUCUUUGAUGAGAUUCACUACAUGAGGGACUCAGAGCGAGGUGUGGUGUGGGAGGAGACCAUCAUCCUGCUUCCUGAUAAUGUUCACUAUGUCUUCCUGUCGGCCACCAUCCCCAACGCCCGCCAGUUCGCAGAGUGGAUCUGCCACCUGCACAAACAGCCCUGCCAUGUUGUGUACACGGACUACCGCCCCACUCCUCUGCAGCACUACGUGUUUCCAGCAGGGGGCGAUGGACUUCACCUGGUCGUGGAUGAGAACGGUGAAUUUAGGGAGGAUAACUUCAACACAGCCAUGCAGGUGUUGCGGGAUGCAGGAGACCAGGGUUCGAGCAGUGGAGGCGGAUCCAAAUGGGACCCCAAAGGCAGGAGAGGAGGAACUAGGGGUCCAUCCAAUGUGUUCAAGAUUGUGAAGAUGAUCAUGGAGAGGAACUUCCAGCCCGUCAUCAUCUUCAGCUUCAGCAAGAAGGAGUGCGAAGCGUACGCUCUGCAGGUGUCCAAGCUGGACUUCAACACAGAUGAAGAGAAGAAACUGGUGGAGGAAGUUUUCAGUAAUGCCAUUGACUGUCUGUCAGACGAAGACAAGAAACUGCCACAGGUGGAGCAUGUCCUCCCACUGUUGAAACGAGGCAUUGGGAUCCACCAUGGAGGACUUCUGCCCAUCCUCAAGGAGACCAUCGAGAUUCUCUUCUCCGAGGGCCUCCUCAAGGCACUGUUCGCCACGGAAACGUUUGCCAUGGGCAUCAACAUGCCUGCCCGGACCGUACUCUUCACCAGCGCCCGCAAGUUUGACGGCAAAGACUUCCGCUGGAUCAGCUCAGGAGAAUACAUCCAGAUGUCCGGCCGUGCCGGCAGACGAGGAAUGGACGAGAGAGGAAUCGUUAUCUUCAUGGUGGACGAGAAGAUGAGCCCAGCGGUGGGGAAGCAGCUCAUUAAGGGUUCUGCUGACCCUUUGAACAGUGCCUUCCAUCUUACCUACAACAUGGUCCUGAACUUGCUGCGUGUGGAGGAGAUUAACCCAGAGUACAUGUUGGAGAAGUCCUUCUACCAGUUCCAGCACUACCGGACCGUUCCCAGCGUCCUGGAGAAGAUGAAGAAUCUCGAGGAGAUGUAUAAUGCUACAGAGAUCCCCAAUGAGGACAACGUGGUGACCUACUAUAAGAUCCGACAGCAGCUGGCCAAACUGGCCAAAGAACUGGAGGACUACAUGCACAAGCCCAAGUACUGUCUACCUUUCCUACAGCCCGGCAGGCUAGUGAAGGUUAAAAAGGAGGAGUUGGAUUUUGGAUGGGGAGUGGUGGUGAACUUCUCCAAGAAAUCCAAUGUGAAGGCUGGUAGCAGUGAGCUGGCCCCUCUGUAUGUGGUGGAGGUUCUGUUACACUGCAGUAAGGAGAGUGUGAAGAACGCUGCUACAGAGGCAGCCAAGCCUGCCACUCCUGGAGAGAGAGGAGAGAUGCAGGUGGUGCCUGUCCUGUUGAACCUCCUCACCUCCAUCAGCUCCGUCAGGCUCUACAUCCCCAAAGACCUGCGACCCUACGACAACCGACAGAGCAUGCUCAAAUCCAUACAGGAGGUUCAGAAGCGCUUCCCGGACGGCCUCCCUCUGCUCGACCCAGUGGAUGACAUGGGCAUUAAAGACCCUGGACUUAAGAAGGUUAUUCAGAAGGUGGAGGCCUUUGAACAUAGGAUGUACACCCACCCUCUGCACACUGACCCCAACCUGGAGACCCUCUACACCCUGUGUGAGAAGAAAGCACUGAUCGCGGCUGACAUUAAGGCGGUGAAACGCGACCUGAGGAAGGCGCGUACUGUGCUGCAGAUGGACGAGCUCAAGUGUCGCAAGCGUGUGUUGCGACGUCUCGGCUUUGCCACCGCCGGCGACGUCAUCGAGAUGAAGGGCCGCGUGGCCUGUGAGAUCAGCAGCGCAGACGAGUUGUUGCUGACAGAGAUGAUGUUUAAUGGACUUUUCAACGAUCUGACAGCGGAGCAAGCCACGGCUCUCCUGAGCUGUUUUGUAUUCCAGGAAAAUGCUAGCGAGAUGCCUAAACUAACAGAGCAGUUAGCUGGGCCACUUCGUCAAAUGCAAGAAUGUGCCAAACGCAUCGGGAAGGUGUCGGCCGAGGCCAAGCUGGAGGUGGACGAGGAGAACUAUCUGAACCAGUUUCGCCCCCACCUGAUGGACGUGGUGUACACCUGGGCAAAUGGCGCUUCCUUCUCUCAAAUCUGCAAGAUGACUGAUGUCUUUGAAGGCAGUAUUAUUCGAUGUAUGCGGCGUUUGGAAGAGCUCCUCAGACAGAUGUGUCAAGCAGCCAAGGCCAUCGGAAACACGGAGCUGGAGAAUAAGUUUGCUCUCGGAAUAACGAAAAUCAAGAGGGACAUCGUGUUUGCUGCCAGUCUUUACCUGUGACGGGUUCCUCUGCUGCCUCUCACCUGUAGUCUCGUUUCUCCAGUUCUCUCCUUUUGUCCCUUUUUGACCAUAACACACACCAAGUAACAUAAAACUUGUUUUAUUUGUGUUCAAUUUAAGAAUAAUGUUCUUUUGUCUUUCAGAAACAGGUUUUUUUUUUGUACAUACAGUUUUAACAUAAUUUUAAUUAAAAAGAAAGGUCCAUAUAGUGA
This is a messenger RNA of Electrophorus electricus (electric eel), 3336 nucleotides long. It is a transcript of the gene mtrex, whose product is annotated as Mtr4 exosome RNA helicase. NCBI's taxonomy places the organism in Eukaryota, Metazoa, Chordata, Actinopteri, Gymnotiformes, Gymnotidae. Gene Ontology annotation, biological process: RNA catabolic process; maturation of 5.8S rRNA. The record is from RefSeq and is a predicted model, not a curated record. Gene Ontology annotation, cellular component: nucleus. Gene Ontology annotation, molecular function: RNA binding; ATP binding; RNA helicase activity.